Klebsormidium nitens is the source of this 1158-nucleotide messenger RNA. NCBI's taxonomy places the organism in Eukaryota, Viridiplantae, Streptophyta, Klebsormidiophyceae, Klebsormidiales, Klebsormidiaceae. The record is from the annotation of a GenBank genome assembly.
AUGGGCUGCUCGAUCAAAUCAGAGCCAUCCGAAUCAGAGCCGUCCGGAGUGGGUCCGGCGCCACCACGUCCGGUACUGCCUGAGGGACUUGCUAAGCUGCCGCUGCGGCAGCGACUCAGAGCAAUUCAGCAGUUCAUAAGCUCGUUCGAGUACAACUACACCCCAGAGACCUACUUCAACGUUCGCAAGAAGCGGCCUCUGAAGCGCAUUGUUGACACCGGGCGGCAGAUCAUACGCGAUGCUCUGCCAAUCAAGUGCGUAGAGGCCGUCUUUCUGGCACUUCUUUUGACGUCGGGCUUGGACAUCGAUCGGAUUCCGCUUGGCUUCAAGACGGCAGUUGAUGGCCAGGAGUUCCGCCACAUCGUUCUCGUAGUGCGGAACGGAGGCCGGUACGGCGCCCUGGGCAUCAGCCGGCGGAAGGAGCUCAUGUUCAAGGACCUCGUCUUUAACAGUUUGGCCGCCAUUGUCACAGACUUCAAGCAGUCGUACGAGCGGUGGUGGCACACCGUGCUCAAGAUACGGGUCGGCUUGCCGGUAGAGCAUGACGCGCACUCGCAGAAUCAGAUAUGCUGGCGGUACCUCCUUCUCAAGGUGUCAAGUCGACCGUGGGAAGAGUGCUGCACCGCGUUGGAUUUGCACGCCUCCUGCGCGUCAAAACUGUGGGACAAGUGGGUUGUAAGUCAGGCCAAGCUCGCGCAGAGCAGCAAGCAAGAAACGUCCGCCUCUAGUUUGAGAAAAGGCCGGGUGUCACCGGACAGUGAACCGGACGGCAGCGGCUGUCCGGUGUUGUCUGACGGUCCGGUGAUUCGUUCCGCCGGAAAGGGGUCCGUUUUGCGGCGCUCCAAGCGGUCAUCUCAUAGCGGAAAGCGGAAGGGCUGCGGCCUGCUUUCCGUCAAGUCGGCGCCGGACCUGGUGGAGAUCGGCUUGGCAGCGGAAUCCGCAACGGAAUCGAGAUCCGACAAGGCAGCGGAAUCUUUGACGGAAACGCGUUCACAAACUGGUGAUGCAAAAAGAGGAGAAUUACCAGGGGUGGAAAUGGAUAGCAGCAAAAUGAUCUUGAUAUCAGAGUCGAGAACCGGGUCCCCCAUCAAGGACGAAGAAAGCAGUGAGAGCGAUUCGGACGCUCCGUCCUCGCCCUCUGCUAAGGUUUCUUACUAA